Molecule: messenger RNA, 2345 nt
Organism: Vitis riparia (riverbank grape)
Lineage: Eukaryota; Viridiplantae; Streptophyta; Magnoliopsida; Vitales; Vitaceae
Product: L-type lectin-domain containing receptor kinase VII.1-like
Exons: 2
Coding region: 45-2144 (699 amino acids)
Biological process (GO): protein phosphorylation
Cellular component (GO): plasma membrane
Molecular function (GO): ATP binding; protein kinase activity; carbohydrate binding
Source: RefSeq, a predicted model, not a curated record
AGCCAUAUCUUGUCUUCUUCGUUAUUCUUCUGCUCUGCUACAAUAUGAGGAUACACCACCCUCUUCUGCUCCUAAUACUUUCCAUUUCAACUUUCUUCGGAUUAGCAUCCGCUGUAGAUUUCGUCUUCAAUGGCUUCAAUUCCUCUGAUAUGCUACUCUAUGGUGUUGCCGACAUUGAAUCUCGCUUUCUUACUCUUACAAACCACACCAGAUUCGCAAUUGGUAGAGCUCUUUACCCAUCGAAAGUCCCUGCAAAAUCCCCGAAUUCCUCCCAUGUGGUUCCUUUUUCCACCUCGUUCAUCUUCUCCAUGGCUCCUUACAAGGACAUGAUUCCCGGCCAUGGCAUCGUUUUCCUCUUUGCACCAGUCACCGGCAUCGAAGGGACCACUUCUGCUCAAAAUCUAGGCUUUCUCAACCACACCAACAAUGGGAAUUCGAUUAACCAUGUCUUUGGCGUAGAGUUCGAUGUCUUCCAAAACGAAGAGUUCGACGAUAUAAGCAAUAAUCAUGUUGGCAUCGAUGUCAAUUCACUCACUUCUAUGAGCGCACAUGAGGCGGGCUAUUGGCCCGACAACGGGAAAAUCAGCAGCGGCGGCGGCAAUAGCAGUAGCGAGGAAGAUGAGAAGUCAUUCAAGAGGCUGCAGCUGAAUAAUGGUAAGAAUUAUCAAGUUUGGAUUGACUACUUGGAUUUUCAUAUCAAUGUUACCAUGGCUGAGGCUGGCAAGACGAGGCCUCAACGUCCUUUACUGAGUGUUGCUCUUAAUCUCUCUGAUGUUUUUCUGGAUGACAUGUAUGUUGGCUUCACUGCUGCAACCGGCAAAUUAGUUGAAAGUCACAGGAUUUUGGCUUGGAGCUUUAGCAAUUCUAAUUUCUCCUUGAGCAGCGAAUUGAUUACAAGUGGUUUGCCAUCAUUUGUUCCUCCGAAAAAAUCAAUAUUUCAGUCCAAAGGGUUCAUCGCAGGGAUCACAGUGGGAGUUUUCUUCUGUGUAGUCUUUUGCUCCGUGUUUUCAUGGUUUCUGAUAAGAUGGAAGCGCCUAAGAGCGAGAAGGAGGGAGGGAAUGGAAGAAUGGGAAUUGGAGUACUGGCCUCACAGAAUCACUCAUCAGGAAAUCGAGGCGGCAACCAAUGGUUUCUCGGAGGAAAAUGUGAUUGGAACUGGGGGGAAUGGAAAGGUGUACAAGGGUGUUUUAGAAGGAGGGGCAGAGAUCGCAGUGAAGCGAAUUUCCCACGAAAAUGACCAAGGAAUGAGAGAAUUCGUAGCUGAAAUCUCGAGCCUUGGAAGGCUGAAGCACAGGUGUUUAGUGUCAUUGAGGGGGUGGUGCAAGAGGGAAAACGGGAGCUUCAUGUUGGUGUAUGAUUAUAUGGAAAAUGGAAGUCUGGACAAGAGGGUGUUCGAAUGUGAAGAGAGCAAAAUAUUGAGUUUCAAAGAUCGAAUCAGGGUUCUCAAAGACGUAGCUUCAGGGGUGCUAUACUUACACGAAGGCUGGGAGUCCAAAGUACUGCACAGAGACAUUAAGGCCAGCAAUGUGUUACUUGACAAGGACAUGAACGGAAGAUUAGGAGAUUUUGGCUUAGCCCGCAUGCACGGCCACGACCAAGUGGGUAGCACAACGCGGGUGGUGGGGACAGUGGGAUACUUAGCGCCUGAAGUCAUUAGAACCGGCCGAGCUUCAGCCCAAACCGAUGUAUUCGGCUUUGGUGUUUUGAUUUUAGAAGUCUUAUGCGGUAGAAGACCAAUGGAGGAAGGAAAACCGCAUUUGAUUGAUUGGUUGUGGGAGUUGAUGAGGAAGGGGGAAUUAGUGCUAGCACUGGAUGAGAGAUUAAGGAGCAGAGGAGAAUUGGAUGAGGAGGAAGUGGAGAAGGUGCUGCAUUUGGGGUUGUUGUGUACAUACCCUGAUCCAGGUGCCAGACCAACAAUGAGGCAAGUGGUGAAGAUUUUAGAAGGAAGGAAUGAGGUUUGUGAAUCAGAGGGAGAGGAGACGGAUGUGAAUCUGCUAGAAAGCAUGAGAUCCAAAUCCAUGUGGUCUAAGUAUCCACACACCUUUGGCCGCGGAUCACACCCAACAUUUGAAGAUUUCAGACAGUCUCUUGCUUCCUGCUCGUCUUGGACCUCUUGGUCCGAUUCAGUUCUGGGUGGCAGGUGAACCCAAACAGAUUUUGAUGCACCGAUUUUACCAUUCAUGCCUACUGCUUAUUGGGUUGGGUCUUGUAGAGAGUUUUUUUUUUUUUUUUUUUUUAAUUUUUUCUCUCUUUUUUUUUCCAAGUUUGCAGAAGGAUAGAUAUGCCGAUGUACAAUUAUAUUAAAUUCACUGUAAUGAUAAAAGACUCCACGGGAUUUUAGAUUG